AUGGGACACGGACGGAUUACAAAGUUCAUCAAUGGCAGAAUCGUCCAGGACGGCCAGCUGGCGACGGCCGAUAUCCUGGUGUCAGCAGACAGUGGCCGGAUUUUGUCCGUUGAACAGGCGUCGCCGUCAUCCUGCCAAAACCACCCCGGACUGAUCGAUGUCGUCGACCUGGACGGGCGCAUUCUGGCUCCCGGCUUGAUCGACGUGCAGCUCAACGGUGCCUUUGGCUUCAACUUCUCCGUGCUCCUCGACAAUCACCUCUCCUACGUCAAAGAGCUGAAUCGCGUCAACAAGGCCCUGGUGCAGACCGGGCUGACCUCGUACCUGCCGACGUUGACCAGCCAGCCCGCCAAUGUCUAUCGCCAGGUUCUGCCCUAUCUGGGACCAACGGGUGGACUACGGCUGGCCGAGACAGGGUGUGAGUCCCUAGGCGCGCACUGCGAAGGUCCCUUCCUCAGCAGAGGCAAGAACGGGAUCCAUAACCUCGACAACCUCCAGGAACCCCAGAAUGGCUUUGAAGAUUUCGAGGCCUGCUACGGUUCUUCCAACCUCUCUGUCUCCCCCGACGGUCGCCCCCCUCGGAUCAAGAUGAUCACCGCGGCGCCAGAAGUGGGCAAGGUCACCACGGCCUGCAUUCCGGAACUACAGAAACGAAACAUCAUCUUCUCCAUCGGUCACUCCGAGGCGACGUAUGAACAAGCAUGUGCCGCCGUCGAGCGCGGUGCCAGCAUGGUCACCCAUCUGUUCAACGCCAUGCCGCCGCUGCACCACCGCAACCCGGGCGUCCUAGGGCUCCUGGGACACUCGGAGACGAUUCGAAGACCCUAUAUUGGGGUCAUCGCAGAUGGGAUCCAUCUGCACCCCAGUGUCGUCAACGUGGCGUCCCAGGCCCAUCCGGACGGCUUUAUCUUGGUCACGGAUGCGAUGCACCUAGUCGGCCUCCCAGACGGGACGUAUCAAUGGAGCACAGACGGUCACCGCCUGAUCAAGAAAAAGAGCCGUCUGACGCUGGAAGGCAACCCUGACAAGAUCGCUGGCAGCGCCGUGACCCUCCUUGAGUGCGUCAACAAUUUCCUAUCAUGGUCCGACACGGAUAUUCCGACCGCCCUCAAAGCCGUCACCGCCACGCCGGCCAGAAUGCUCGGUCUGCAUGGCGUCAAGGGAUCAUUGACUCCCGGGGCCGACGCGGAUCUCGUGGUGCUCUCCGAGAUCAAGAGUGGGGGAAGAUCGCAGUUGGUCCUGGAGCAGACCUGGAAGUUUGGAAUCAAGGUCUACGAUGGCCAGGAAUGUUGAUAUGCAAGUUGCAACCUCUUUGCAUGAAUACUGGUAACCAGAGGUGAAUCAAU
This is a messenger RNA of Exophiala xenobiotica, 1346 nucleotides long. Its product is annotated as N-acetylglucosamine-6-phosphate deacetylase. Lineage: Eukaryota; Fungi; Ascomycota; Eurotiomycetes; Chaetothyriales; Herpotrichiellaceae. Gene Ontology annotation, molecular function: N-acetylglucosamine-6-phosphate deacetylase activity. Gene Ontology annotation, biological process: N-acetylglucosamine catabolic process. Bases 1 to 1293 code for a protein of 430 amino acids. The record is from RefSeq and is a predicted model, not a curated record. The transcript has a single exon.